Molecule: messenger RNA, 852 nt
Organism: Brassicogethes aeneus
Lineage: Eukaryota; Metazoa; Arthropoda; Insecta; Coleoptera; Nitidulidae
Source: the annotation of a GenBank genome assembly
AAAUAAAAGUACCAUAUUUUCGCAGUUAGUUGAAAAUAACCUUGCCCAAGGUAGAAUCCCCGUUUAACCUAAGGAAAAGUAGAUCAAAUCUAUCAGACAACCUUUAAUAAAAUACUUAAUAUUAUUAUUAAGUGUAAGUUUGAAAUUUGGCGAAGUACAUCGUGCUUGUUUAAUACGUUAAAAAAACAAAAAUAUUGUGGAAAAAUGAAGUUUCUCGUAUUGGCCAUGGUUUUGGCAGUCGUUUGUGCAGAGAACAAACCAUCUGCAAAUGUUGUUUUAAAAACGGACACGGUUAGCGGUGUUGUCACGUUUACCCAGAUAGACGAUAAAACAGUUUCUAUUGAAGGCUCCAUUAGUGGACUCAAGCCUGGAAAACAUGGAUUCCACGUUCACGCAAAGGGAGAUUUAUCCAACGGAUGUGCUUCCGCUGCCGGCCAUUUUAAUCCGCUAAACAAAACCCACGGUGCUCCAGAAGACUCUAACCGCCACGUAGGGGAUCUCGGCAACAUUGUAGCCGGGCCUGACGGUGUUGCCAACAUCAACUUCAAGGACAACGUGAUUUCUCUCAGUGGCGCCCACUGCAUCAUAGGGCGCGCUAUAGUCGUUCAUGAGGGGGAAGAUGACCUUGGAAAGGGCGGGUUCAACGACUCUUUGACAACUGGCCACGCAGGAGGCAGGGUUGCCUGCGGUGUCAUCGGCAUUGUGGUAGAUCCACCAAACUCAGGAUGCAGUAUGUUAUAUUCCAAUAACAUGGGAACAUUUCUUACAAUAUUAACGACUGUAUAUUUUUUAAUAAUGUAAAUUAAUCUACUUUAUAAACCUAUGACUAACACAACUUAUUAUGUUUUAUAA